AUGUCAACAGCUGCAGAUUUAGAAAACCAACAACCACAAGAUCAUCAUUUAGUGAUUGAUAAUGAUCAAAAUUCAAAUCCUCACGAUCCUCAUCAUCCAGUUACAAAAAUUCAUACUGAUGGUGAUUAUAUUCAAUUUGGUAAUGAAAAGUAUUUAAGAUCAGAAUUAGUUCAAGCUUUUGGUGGUACUUUAAAUCCAGGUUUAGCACCUCCUCCAAAAUAUGAUUUUGCAAAUCCUGCUCCAUUAGGUUUAUCAGCUUUUGCUUUAACUACUUUUGUUUUAUCAUUAUGUAAUUGUGAAGCCAGAGGUGUUACAAUUCCAAAUAUUGUAGUUGGUUUAGCAUUCUUUUAUGGUGGUGCUGCUCAAUUGGUUGCUGGUAUGUUUGAAAUUGCAGUUGGUAAUACUUUUGGUGGUGUUGCUUUAUCUUCUUAUGGUGGAUUUUGGGGUUCAUGGGCUGCAAUUCAAGUUAAUUCAUUUGGUAUAUUAAGUGCUUAUGGUGAAGAUACUACACAAUUGAGACAUGCUUUGGGGUUAUAUUUAAUUGGUUGGUUUAUUUUUACAUUUUUCAUGAUGUUAUUAACUGUUAAAUCAACUGUUGCAUUUUUCUUGGUAUUUUUCUUUUUAUCAAUAACAUUUUUACUAUUGGCUUGUGCUGAAUUUAGUAAUAAAACUGGUGUUAAAAAGGCUGGUGGUGUUUUUGGUUUAAUUACUGCUUUUACUGCUUGGUACAAUGCUUAUGCUGGUAUUGCAAAUCCACAAAAUAGUUAUAUUACUGUUAAAGCCAUUCCAUUACCUGAUUUACAAGAUAAAUCAAGAAAAAAUAAACAACAAUAG
Insectozyma verbasci is the source of this 834-nucleotide messenger RNA. Lineage: Eukaryota; Fungi; Ascomycota; Pichiomycetes; Serinales; Debaryomycetaceae. The record is from the annotation of a GenBank genome assembly.